This is a messenger RNA of Micropterus salmoides (largemouth bass), 1863 nucleotides long. RefSeq names its product NEDD4 binding protein 2-like 2 (gene n4bp2l2). NCBI's taxonomy places the organism in Eukaryota, Metazoa, Chordata, Actinopteri, Centrarchiformes, Centrarchidae. Gene Ontology annotation, molecular function: transcription corepressor activity. Bases 117 to 1646 code for a protein of 509 amino acids. The transcript is spliced from 6 exons. Gene Ontology annotation, biological process: negative regulation of transcription by RNA polymerase II. The record is from RefSeq and is a predicted model, not a curated record. Gene Ontology annotation, cellular component: nucleus.
GUCCGUUAAUGAGGAGGAGAAGAAGAACACGUCACGUCCGUAAACACAAGGCACCUGCAUUGUGAAACAUUGUUUUAUUUUCUGUUAAUGUUGUUGCCCUUAUUUAUGCAUCCUGAAUGUGUACGAUGUCUCAAACUGAAUCAUUCUGUACGACCACUCAGGGCAUAGGAAACCGUGGCGUGGGUGUGCGUGAAAGAACCGAAGAUGGGAGAGCUGACAAAGACACGACAUUUGUGAGAAGUGACUCGGCCAGUCCAGAAAGAAAUGUGAGGGAGCGUGUGUUAAAGGAGGUAGGACUCACCAGCACCACCUUCAUUGGUCCAGCAUUUCCUCCAAAAACAACCACAGUCAAGUCUGACAUUGAAGACACAUUGAGUGAGUUUUACAAAGAGCUUGAGAACAUCGACAGACCUGAUGGUGCUAAUGAUAACCCAGGGAAUCAAGAUGCAUGUUUUGUUCAACCACCCAUUCCUCCCAAAUUUUAUGCCAGCAAAGAGACUCAGGGUGUAAGCGAGGAGAAAAGUAUUAACACAAGAAAAGCUGCAGAAACAGACUGCUAUCAGAACAGCAGUGGACAGAAACAUCCACCUUGGCCACACUGGUAUCAAAAUCAGCCAUACUACCCCAGAAUGCCGAGGCCAGGCAUGGACCGGAUCUGUGGCAGAGCUGCUCCUACACAAAGUCAAUGGCGUCAUCCUCAAACACUGAAGGGACCACCAAACCCAAGAUUUCACAGACCCCCAUUCCAUCGCCCCCCGACCCCAUCUGCAUUUCCAAAUCCACAAAACCGGCCAUCACACAUGAAUCAAAACUGGAGCGGUUCAGGCUUGACAAACCGCUAUCAAGAGGAGUCGCAUUUUCCAAGAUUUUCUAGCUUCCCACCUCCGAAUGUAUGCAGUCCCACCUCUCAGGACUUUUAUGGAGAUUCUCCAUACCACUUUGACAGGGACGAACGGGGUUGUAGUAAUGAUGGGAACUCAGAUCAUGUAAACGCUGGAUGGUCUACAAAUAGAAAAGAAGAAUUGUGUCAGUUGGGUGAAGAUUAUGACAGGUGGCAGCGAUAUGAUUCAGAAAAUGAACUGUGGGAGCAUCACUGCGAACCUGUUAACAAUAAUGCAUACCAUUCUCCCUUGGUGCUGAUCCUGAUGAGGGGAUUACCAGGGUCUGGAAAAUCAACACGGGCCAGGGAGCUGCUUUCCAUUGGUCCCAGUGGGCUAAUACUGAGCACAGAUGACUACUUUGUUCACAGAGAUGGCUACCAUUACGAACUAGGCCUUCUUGGAGCGGCACAUGAAUGGAACCAGAGCAGAGCUAAAGACGCUAUGCGUGAUGGCCGAUCUCCCAUUAUUAUUGACAAUACAAACACCCAAGCCUGGGAAAUGAAGCCAUAUGUCCAAAUGGCCUUGGAGAGAGGAUACAAAGUGGACUUUUGUGAACCUGACACCAGCUGGAAGUUUGAUCCUUAUGAACUGGAGAAGAAGAACAAGCACGGAGUUCCCCAGGAAAAGAUUGCACAGAUGAUGGAUCGUUUUUCGUUUCCCAUAUCCGUAGACAUCGUCAUGAAUUCACAAGAGCCGUCUCAUGUCAACCAGAGACGUCGACCAGAGCAACCACAGAUGAUAAUGAAAACCAGAGCUUUCCAUUAGUUUUCAGAGGAAUUUAACCAGCCAAAUAAUUUGCCUUGAAGAACACUUUUUUAAUAUUUUUAACUGCUGUUUUUCCAUGAUUUUUAUUAUUAUUUUGUAUACUGUACAUUUAUAUAAAGAGAUAAGAAUUUUUUUCUGAAGUUCUCAUAAUUAAUUUCUAAUGUGUAACAUCUGUGGAAUCAAUUAUUUUGUAUUAAAUGACUGAUUUUUCAAACUU